UUGUUUUCCCUCUGGACCUUCCCAUUUUCCACAUUCAUUCAUAAACCCUAGAAAAUAGACUUAAACCCUAGCUACUGUGCUCUCAAUGGCGUCGUCUUUGAUGAAAUCCCUACUUAAAACCUCUUCUUCAUCAUCCUUAAGCUCUUCUCUUAGAUCAGUCAUUUCUAUACCUUCUCGCUCAUACGCUAGGGUUUCAGCAAAAGAGAAGUAUCAGAAAGAGAGUGAAAAAGAAGAGGUCGUCCCAGUAUUUGAAUCAGAUGUUUCUGAUGCCCCAGCUUCUGGAAUCAGUAAACCCUUAUCAGAAAUCCUUAAAGAACUCAGCAAAAGAAUUCCUAAUGCACUUAUCAAAACCCGUUCUGAAAAGGGGUUUAGCAUGAGAUAUAUUCCCUGGCACAUUGUUAAUAGAAUUCUGAAUGUACACGCUCCAGAAUGGUCAGGUGAGGUUAGGGACAUCAAAUAUUCUGCUGAUGGUAAAUACGUAUCUGUCAUAUAUCGUGUUACACUAUAUGGAACUGAUGCCAAGAUUUAUAGAGAAUCGACUGGAACUGUAUCUGUAGAUGACAAGAUCUCUGGAGAUCCAGUUCAGAAGGCAGAAUCAAUGGCGUUUCGUCGUGCUUGUGCACGCCUUGGUCUGGGGCUUCAUCUGUAUCAUGAUGAUCUGUCAUAAAAAUGAAGAGAAGAUGCAACAGUUUUCUCCUAGGAUUAACUUUUUGCGCCUAUCUGGAUCACUUACUUUGGUUCAACUUUUAAGAAUUCAAAACCAUAGUCCGACGGAUGUUGGUGAGGGCAUGUGGAUGUGUUCUCGGUGUUCUCUUGUUUAUAUCGGCAAGACUAGUCUUUUAGUGUUGAUGUGUUAGUUGACAACAAUUGCAAAUUUUACAUGUAUAUUUUGGCUAAUAUAUCUUGCAAAUUGUCUGUUGAGAAUGUAAAGAACUUAAAAUGUACUUUGCAUGAAUUUUGAAAUGACCUUGAGCUCAAAAACAAGGUGUUUUCAAAGAAUGCUUUCUGAGGUCACAAGAGGCUACGCUGUCUUUUACUGCUUUUUGAUUUUAAGAGAUUGAAAUUUUAACGG
Papaver somniferum (opium poppy) is the source of this 1072-nucleotide messenger RNA. RefSeq names its product DNA repair RAD52-like protein 1, mitochondrial. The coding region runs from base 86 to 667 and encodes 193 amino acids. The record is from RefSeq and is a predicted model, not a curated record. Lineage: Eukaryota; Viridiplantae; Streptophyta; Magnoliopsida; Ranunculales; Papaveraceae. The transcript is spliced from 4 exons. Gene Ontology annotation, molecular function: DNA binding. Gene Ontology annotation, biological process: double-strand break repair via homologous recombination.